This is a messenger RNA of Nakaseomyces glabratus, 633 nucleotides long. RefSeq lists its product as uncharacterized. NCBI's taxonomy places the organism in Eukaryota, Fungi, Ascomycota, Saccharomycetes, Saccharomycetales, Saccharomycetaceae. The record is from RefSeq and is a predicted model, not a curated record.
AUGGACGCAGCGGAUAUUGCCAAGUGGAACACUGAGCGUGCACACAACUUGAAGGAUAUACUGUGCGUAUAUGGGAAAGUGAAGCAGAGGCCCUAUGCCGUGAAGCUACAAGGUGUAGACGCGCAGGCGAUGGAGCUGAACUUCAAGAACCACGAGUCUGACACGCAGAUGACGAAGUUCGUCGACAUCAGGGACCAAUUGGAAGGGGUGUCCCCUGACUACAACGAAGUGGUCAUGUCCCUGGCACGCCAGAGCGCCCGCAAGCUGAACAAGAGCUUCAACAAGCUGGACAAAGUGCUGUACCCGUGUGGGGUCGCCGACUUGCUAGUGAUCCUCGCCGUGUUGCUGCCUCCACUGUGCUACUUGUACAGGCCCUUGCUGCACUGGCUGUUCCCACCGCAGGUGCCAGUGCUGGGCCAGCUGGGCCAGCUAGUAGACUCAGACUACCGCUUGCUCGCAGUCAUCGUGCUCGAGUUCGCCAUCCACGCAGGUGAAGUGUACCUCGGCCUGUGGCCCUUGCUCCACUACUACAGAAUCACCGAGUCGCCGGACCUGCUUAUAGAAUACACACUGUUCGGCUUGCUCGAGGGCUACGGACCCAUCCGUAGACUGAAAUCCCUCCAGUGGGACUAA